This is a messenger RNA of Haliotis rufescens (red abalone), 2184 nucleotides long. RefSeq names its product GTPase IMAP family member 9-like. Gene Ontology annotation, molecular function: GTP binding. The record is from RefSeq and is a predicted model, not a curated record. The transcript has 3 exons. The coding region runs from base 208 to 1482 and encodes 424 amino acids. Lineage: Eukaryota; Metazoa; Mollusca; Gastropoda; Lepetellida; Haliotidae.
AUUUCAAAAUGUCGUCGACCGUGUUCAGCGGUGUUUGGGAUUUUGGAUUUACUAUAACAUCUUUGACAGCAACCGAGAUAGACUCACUGGCCACGACUCAGAUACUCGAGUCCGACCUCCGCAGGUCCAAGAAUAACUCGCUGGGGCAGCCCAGAUAGGGACAGAAAUAGCCUUGCUGUCAUGGUGUGUACAACGCAGAGCUGAUGCAUGGUCUCCGAUCACAGUCCUGAUUUUGCAUCAGUGGCCACGACAAUAUCGAGCUGCUUACCCAUUAUUGAUUACGGCUAUUUAAUUAUGGUCAGGCGAGUUGUGUUUCUGGGAAGAACCGGAGCUGGUAAGAGCGCAUCGGGAAACAACAUUCUACAACAAGAUGCGUUUUAUUCAAGUACAAGUGGACUAUCAGUGACCAAACAGUGUCAAAGAGGAACAGGUAUCAGAAAUGGUGUCAGUGUCGAGAUCAUUGACAGUCCAGGAUUAUUUGAUACCGGAUUGUCCAAUGAAGAAAUAACUAAAGAAAUAGUUAAAUGCAUUGCCAUGACAGCCCCAGGUCCUCAUGCCUUUGUAUUGGUUCUACGGAUCGACCGCUUCACACAGGAGGAACAGGACACAGUAGAACAUUACAGAAAAGUCUUUGGAGACGAUUUCCUCAGAUACCUUGUAGUGCUGUUCACUAGAAAGGACGACCUUAAUGCGGAGAAUAAAUCUAUCGAAGAUUACAUACAGCAUUCCCCGGAGAGGCUUAGGAGGCUGCUCGAAUCCUGUAAUGAUCGCUACGUUGCCUUCAAUAAUAGAGGUUCCGAGGUAGAGAAGAAUCGGGAUGUGCAGGACUUCCUUAAUCUGAUUGAAAGAACUGUCCAAGAAAACGGCAACACAUUGUACACCAACGACAUGUACGAGGAAGCUGAACGUGCUAUGAAGAUAAGAGAGCAACAACUUAUGAAGGAGCAUGACGAAGACGUUGAUAAGGAGAGAAGACAGAUAGAAAGAGAAUGCAAGGAAAAGAUGCAAAAGAUGGAGAAGAACCAGGAUGAAAUCAUUAAGUCUCUCCAGGACGAAGUUGCCCGAAUUGAAACUACAAAAUCCAAAGAAGCCAACACGACACCUGUGGUGAAGGAACUCCAGGAUGAGCUGAGGAGAGUGAAGGAGUUGCUGGAAGAUGCCAGGAGAGAAGCUGCAGCACAAAGAGCUCAAGCAGCAAAAGAAGCUGACGAAAGAAAGAAGUUUUCUGAAUCCACUGUUCCAAACUACAGGGAGCAGGCACAGCAGGAGGUCAACAGAGGACAAGAGAUGGUCAUGUCUGUUCUGACAUUCUUAGGGGACACUGUGUUGAAGACCGUUAUGAUUGCAGUAGGCUCUGCUUUGGCUGGUGGCUUGGAAAAUAUGAUCGGGGCUAAGUUUCAGAAGAUUUCUGACAAAAUAAGACCACCGACCGGUGACAACAAGGGAAAGCAUGCUGGUGGCGACACGAAGAAGAAACAUUAGAUGGCUAGCAAGUCGGGAAUUCAGUGAUAUUCAUAUGCCACUGAAUCCAGAAAAAUAGUAUGGAAAUUUUCAAUGAUAUCAAGUUUCAUUUAAUAUAUAACACAAAACACUGAGCGACAUUAAGAUUUAGCACUGGUGAUAGGCGAAUUGAAUAGAAAGGAACAGCCAUAGAAGCACCUUUCCCUCCGCUUACAGUGAAUUUAUAUUUUAUUUUUGUCUGUGUUACCUAGGUAUAUCACCAGCUAUAGAAGCCUUUCUAACAUAUGUAUUUCUUUAAAUAUUUUGUCACAAUUGCAAACAAUAUAAAUGUAGAUUAUGUUCAUGAAUGUAUCACUUGAUUGUAUGUACUUGAUUAUUACUACACUUUGCAAAGAAUGACUGACAUCACAAAUCAAUAACAGAAAGUAAAAAAAUAUACGAUAUUCUAUUUACCCGUUGAAUUUAUGAUUAUUACUACACUUUGCAAAGAAUGACUGACAUCACAAAUCAAUAACAGAAAGUAAAAAAAUAUACGAUAUUCUAUUUACCCGUUGAAUUUAUAAUUUCAAAAUUAUGAUGUACGCUAUCAACAAUAUUUGCAUAUCUUCAGAUUAUUCGUAUUGUGACAAUUAUGAGAAAUAAUUUAAUAUUUGAAUUUUGAAAAUUCAUGAACGCUUUUUCCUGGCUUGUAAGUUUUUCGUUAAUAAAUUGUGUGUUUCUGAA